AUGCGGCCUGUGGCUGAUAGCCUAGGUGGUACAGCACCAUCUCUAUAUUGUGCAUAUGAGACUGCAGCAAACACCUCUCGGCCUCUAGUUGCCCAAGCACAUCCGCUUCAGAACCAAGUUUUUAAUGCAAAGACAGCAGAGCUCUUGAGUCACCAUCAAGUUGAGAUUCAACAGAAAUUCCCCAAGGAAGGAUGGGUAGAACAAGAUCCAAAGGAAAUCUUAAAAUCAGUCCAUGAAUGUGUAGAAAAGACCUGUGAGAAACUGCAACAACUGAACAUUGACAUCACUAACAUAAAAGCCAUUGGAGUCAGCAAUCAGAGAGAAACGACAGUGGUUUGGGACAAGACGACGGGCGAACCUCUUUAUAAUGCCAUUGUGUGGCUUGACCUGAGAACACAGUCAACAGUUGAACGCCUUCUGAAAAGAAUCCCAGGAAAAAAUAAAUCCUUUUUUAAGUUUAGGACUGGUCUUCCGCUUAGCACUUACUUUAGUGCGGUGAAACUUCGAUGGCUUUUGGAUAAUGUGGAAGAGAUUAAGCAAGCAGUUGAUGAUGGGAGAGCUAUGUUUGGGACUAUUGAUUCAUGGCUUAUAUGGAGUUUGACAGGUGGGAAGAAUGGAGGUGUUCACUGCACAGAUGUAACCAAUGCCAGUAGAACAAUGCUCUUCAACAUUCAUUCCUUGGACUGGGAUCCUGAACUCUGCCAGUUUUUUGAUAUUCCUAUGGAAAUACUUCCAAAAGUACGAAGCUCUUCUGAGAUUUAUGGCCUGAUGAAAAUCUGUCCUAGCCUGAAGUCAGGAGCUUUGACGGGUGUCCCAAUUUCUGGGUGUUUGGGUGACCAGUCCGCUGCCCUUGUUGGACAAAUGUGUUUUCAAGAUGGGCAGGCAAAAAACACAUACGGAACGGGAUGUUUCUUACUGUGCAAUACAGGGCAGAAGUCUGUGUUUUCUGAGCACGGUCUUCUAACCACAAUAGCUUACAAACUGGGCAGAGACAAACCUGUUUAUUAUGCACUAGAAGGAUCUGUUGCAAUAGCUGGUGCUGUUGUUCGUUGGCUGAGAGACAAUCUAGGUAUCGUUAAGACUUCACAGGAAGUUGAAAAACUGGCUGCAGAAGUGGGGACUUCUUAUGGCUGCUACUUUGUGCCAGCAUUUUCAGGACUGUAUGCACCGUACUGGGAACCCAGUGCAAGGGGUAUUAUCUGUGGCCUUACUCAGUUUACAAAUAAAAAUCACAUUGCCUUUGCUGCACUAGAAGCUGUCUGCUUUCAAACACGAGAGAUUUUAGAUGCUAUGAACAAGGACUGUGGGAUACCACUAAGCCAGCUGCAAGUAGAUGGAGGAAUGACCAAUAACAAAGUUCUCAUGCAACUCCAAUCAGACAUCCUCUGUAUUCCAGUAGUAAAGCCAUCAAUGCCUGAAACAACAGCUCUAGGAGCUGCUAUGGCUGCAGGAGCUGCAGAAGGAGUUGGAAUUUGGAGUUUGAAUCCUGGAGAUUUGACAGCAGUGACCUGUGAAAGAUUUGAACCUCAGAUCAACCCAGCAGAAAGUGAAUGUCGCUAUGCCAGAUGGAAAAAAGCUGUGAUGAAAUCUAUGGGCUGGGAGACAUCUGAAGCUCCUUCAAAUGGUGACACUAGUAUCUUCUGUAGUCUGCCUUUGGGUUUUUUUAUAAUGAGUAGCAUGAUAAUGUUAAUCGGAGCAAAGUACGUCUCAGGUACAGAUAAAUGAGACUGCUUAACGGAUUGCCUGGAUGCA
Messenger RNA from Tinamus guttatus (white-throated tinamou), 1752 nucleotides. Lineage: Eukaryota; Metazoa; Chordata; Aves; Tinamiformes; Tinamidae. The record is from RefSeq and is a predicted model, not a curated record.